Xyrauchen texanus (razorback sucker) is the source of this 7780-nucleotide messenger RNA. RefSeq names its product chromatin remodeling regulator CECR2-like. The record is from RefSeq and is a predicted model, not a curated record. NCBI's taxonomy places the organism in Eukaryota, Metazoa, Chordata, Actinopteri, Cypriniformes, Catostomidae. The coding region runs from base 131 to 4750 and encodes 1539 amino acids. Gene Ontology annotation, biological process: chromatin remodeling. Gene Ontology annotation, cellular component: CERF complex. Gene Ontology annotation, molecular function: protein binding. The transcript has 18 exons.
AAUGGCUACUACGUCGCGAGGACAACAAGUUUUGUUGUUCAGUUAAAACAAGCCCCAUGUGAGGAAAAUACCGAACGGCUUCGUCUAAACCACACUUUCUAAUGUGAAACGUUCGUUGGAUUACAUAAACAUGUCCCAGGGAUGUAUAACUUCUGUGGAGGAGAUCCAGUCUUGGUGGGAAGUCCCCGCCAUAGCGCACUUCUGCUCUCUCUUCAGGACGGCGUUCAAUUUGCCAGACUUUGAAAUAGAGGAACUUGAGCAAGCACUACUCAAACAAGACCAAGACUUCCUCUCAGAUCUCCUCUGCUUGCUGCUGCAAGGAUGUUACCAACGCAGCGACAUCACGAUUCAGUCCUUUAGCAGUUACCUGGAAGACAUUAUCAAUUACCGUUGGGUACUGGAGGAAGGCAAGCCCAACCCACUGAAUGAGCACACAUUUGAGGAGCUACCGCCCCGCACACAGGUGGAGCUCUUACACAGGCUCUGUGACUAUCGUCUUGAUGCUGCUGAUGUCUUCGACCGGCUCAAGGGCCUGGAUGCAGACAGUUUGCGUGUUGAGCCUCUUGGCCAAGAUGGAAAUGGAGCCCUCUACUGGUACUUUUAUGGUACACGGCUGUACAAAGAGGAGCCAGUCAAACCAAUGUCUCCCCAAUACAGUGAGAUUCUUGACAAAGUGCCUGAGAAGAAAAGAAGAGGGAGGCCACCAAAGAAGAAGCUUGAGGAUACACUUCCAAUGGAGGAGGAGAUGGAGGAGGAGAGCAUGAACGCAGAGGAGGAGAGUACUGAAGAAUCUAAACCUGUUCUGGAAGAGUCACAUGAGCGGAAGUGUGGGACCUGGUCUCUGGUGUGUGACACAGAGGAGCAAUGGACCAGUCUUGCAGAGAGUAUUAAGGACAAAAUCUCCCCUCAUGACCGGCACCUACACCGCAUCAUCACUCAAAACUUCCUGCCUGAGAUCAGUAACAUGAUUGAAUACAAGGAGAAAGAAAUGACGCUGAAGCUACUGAAUCCAUCUGCGGAAGGCAACGACAACAACCAUACUGAACAACACAGCAGCAAAGAGGAUGAGACUUGGGUCACAAGCGAGAUGGAGCAGAAGCAGACAGAGGAGGACCUGGAAAGGCAAGCCUUGCUUGCUGAACAACGGAGAGAAGAAGAGAGACUGCUUCAGGAAGAACGGGAGAGAGAGGAACAAGAGAAAGUCAAAGCUGUAGAGGAACGUGCACGUAGAAGGAAGCAGCGAGAGGAGAAGGCCUGGUUGCUCUCCCAAGGAAAAGAACUUCCCCCCGAGUUGCUGAAUCUGGAGACCCACUCACCUAUUCGCCGAGCACGCCGUACUAAGGAGUUCUAUGAAAUGGAUGACGAUUACACUGCUCUCUACAAAGUUUUGGAGGCCCUCAAAGCUCACAAAGAUGCCUGGCCCUUCAUGGAGCCUGUUGAUGAGUCUUACGCACCCAACUAUCACGAAAUCAUACAGACUCCAAUGGACCUGUCCACGAUUGAGAGAAAGCUGAAUGAUGGAGAGUAUGUUGCCAAGGAGGAGUUUGUGGCUGAUGUAAAGCUAAUGUUUGAGAACUGUCUGGAAUACAAUGGAGAGGAGAGUGAAUACACAAUAAUGUCUGAGUCCUUGGAACACUGCUUUGGCCGAGCCUUACUAAAGCACUUUCCCUCUGAGGAUGGUGACACAGAUGAGGAGUUUCAUGUGAACAGUGAAGACCGUGACCGCAAGGAAAAGAAAAAGAGCAAAAGUCACAGACAGUCUGGACCUGAGAGCUUGAUCAAAGCCACAGAGCAGGUUCAAAAACGCAAAUCUUCCAACAGUGGUAAGGGAAACAAUCAGCAACAAGACAAACCCAAUUUCACUCAACAACCCCCUCCCCCAAACUACAGCAAUGGUCCCUCACAUCUCCAUAAUAUCAAUCCAGGACAGCAACAGCCUGGCACAUUACAUCCUGCUCAACAGUUUCAUCAGCCUGCAGGUCCUCCAGGACCAGGAAUGUAUGCCCAUCAUAUGAUGAUUGACCCUCAGUAUCCAUACCCUGGACAGCGACCCCUCAUGUCCAGGCCAUCAGAGGACCAUGGACCUCAGCACAUGCCUCACUACAGCAUGCAGAAUUCCCUCUUAAGUGGUCCACAUCUUAGACCCAGAUACCCAGUAGGAACCGAUGUAAGGCCGCUUCAACCUCCACAUCAGCAACCUUCCUAUCCUGGACCCACUCAUGGCCCUUCCCUGGGCCCAAGGCCAGUGGCCUUUCAGCCUGGAGGUCUCUGUGCCCCUCCAACUGAGGGCAAUAUGUACCCUUCACACCAGCAUUCAGAAGGACAGCCCAUGCAAACUGUGGGGAACAGGUACCCUAGGCCAGGUGUCCCAAUGCAUAGUUCCUACCCUCCUUAUGGUCCCCAUGGCAUGAACAUGCCCAUUAUGUGGCCACCCAUGAACCAUCAAGGACAGCAGACACCUGGUGGACCAAUGAUACAAGAACAGAGUGCGACUAGCCAGCAUCCAUACAAUCAUAGCAUGAUCCAUCCUCCACACAGUGUUGGUUAUGCAAUAGCAAAUGGUCCAUAUAGAAUGCCCUCUAUUAACUCUCACGGUCUCAUUGGUCAAAAACCACCAGGGGCCCCUCAGGACUCAAGGCCAAUUUUAGCAUCUAUGAUUGAUAGUCCCGAGAUGAUUGCCCUCCAGCAACUCUCUGCCUCAUCAUCCCAAAAUGUUGGCGACUUCCAGCCCACCCUACAAAGUGGAGGUACAACGGCACUGUCUUCUGAAAACCAUCUCUUCAGGCCUUCUAGAGAUGGUGUUAUUGACAACCAGCACACAAUGAUAUCCCCCAAAGGUUCAAAUACAAAAUCUGGUGAUAAUCAGUUGCCUGGAGAAAAUUGUGAUCUGAUUGAGGCAGACAGUCGCUUUUGUCCAAAUCAAACAGAAAAAUCAGAGCAGCCUAAUAGCUCUCUGCAAAACCCUACGGUGCUGGACUGGCAUAGACCAACACAGAGACAAACGUCACUGGGGAAAUCUCCUGCAUCAGUUUCUACUACAAGCAAAGAAUGUUCAAAGCAGAAUGAAGACAAACAUAAUCGACUAAAUCUAGAAACACCUCACAACAGUGACCAACCCAAUUUACUAAAUGCUACCCAACUAGUACCCCAGCAGCAUAAGUCUGUGGAGGAUCCUUCAAAAUUUUCCCCAAAUUGUUCUCAGCAGAUGCCCCAGAAAACACUAGAUGCAAUGCCCCAGCAUCCCCCUCAACAAAUCCAUCAAAAUGUUCCAACACAAUUUAUUGGGAAUGGCUCUCUAAGGCAAUCCCAGAAUGUUCCUCCACACAUGCUGCAGAAUCUUCCUCAACAAAUGUCACAAAAUGUAUCUCAUCAGUACCCUCAAAAUGGCUUACAGCAAGUACCACACAAUGGAUCUGUCAAAGGCCCACAGACAGGAGCUCUCCAUGGAAUGCCACAGAUUGCACUUCAGGGGGGACAGCAUGGCGUUCAUCAGCCUGUAACCCUCAGCUCUCUACCUCCCAGCCACCCUGUAUCUCAUCCACUUGCGCAGCCCUCUCCGGCUGAUCAGGGAGACCAAAGGCCUUGUGAGCCUACCAGUAGGAUAGUAUCAGAUGGGAUCACCGUUUCCCAAGAUGGCAGCAAUCCUAAACUGAGGACGGACUGUGCCAAUGGACUUUACAAACAACAGCCCUUCAGUCCGGAAAACCAAACCCAGCUGGGAAAGCAGGGUCCAGAACCACUUCUCAAUCAUGCUUGUCCAACACACUCUCAGGGUCCAGAGAGCACCACCAUGGCUCAAUACAAUGUAAAUCAGCCAACACGUCAACAAUUCAGCCCACAUAUAGGUAAACAAUUACACCCCUCAAACCACCAACCUUACCCAAACCAGGGACCUCUAUCAAAGACAAAUAGCCCUCAUCAUAAUCCUGCACGUUUUCCUGCUUAUCAACAGCAAGCUGUUCCAUACCAAUAUCACAUGGCAACACCGCAUCAUCAGAGCCUUCCGAGCAUGUAUCCUCAGUACCAGCAGCAACAGUUCUAUCAGCUGCACAGACAUGGCAGACCUGGAUUUCCCACUGAAGAGUGGCCUAGACCUCCAUACCAGCCUCAACACCAAAUGAUGCCCAAUUCUUACCCAUCACCAUUAGUUGGCAGUUUUAAUGGCCGGCAGCCGAAAAACACCAUGUCUCCUCAGGGCUCGGAUGGAUCUAGUGGGAGCUUAAUGUCACCGAGUUCUUUACCAGAUGGGUCUCAUAGCAGCGCUUUGGAAAGCAGGGAGGAUGGCAGCCCUGCCAAGCAGGCAAGAACUGAAGAGCCUUCUGGGCACUCCGACAGCCCGAAAGAGAUCUUGGACCUGGACAGCCAUAAUGCUGCAGCCCGAAAUCGUAUUUCAGCUCAGCCACACCCCAGUUUCUCUUAUGGCCCUCGUGCCAUGUAUUCCAGCAUGCAGCAAGGUGGUGCACCUAUGAUGGCAGGUGUGUCAUAUUCCAGCCACCAAUUUCCCAGCAGACAAUUUGCCCAACAGCAUCCUCAUCCACAUUUGAUGGAAGCCUUACAGAGGCCCCAACACCUACCUUUCUUCCCAAGCCAAACUCGCAUGGCUAUAUACAGGCAUUCAAAUGUUGCAGGACACUUCCAGGGAAUGGUCGUUCCACAAAGAGCAGUGGUUGGAGAACAAUUUCUUCGGACUGGGCAGCAGUUGUUGGGAACAGCAUCUCCCAAUGGCCCAGGCAAUAAACAAGGAAUAUGAAAGGUGAGAUUGCAGCGGUAGAAUGAAUACAUUCUACAACACUUUUACAACCUGGAAUAUACAUGGAGAGAUGGAGAACACAAUGACAGAAAUUAGGAAGAUUGUUGAAAAUAUAAUUUGUUACACCAAUUGGAGUCUCACUCCUCAGACAGGCUUCUGUUAUAGUGUUACCUUCAAAAAUUAAAACGUUUUUUGGAACACUGGUAACCCAACCUGCAUUCGGCAGUCAUUUACAAUGAGGAGGGAAAGGAAUGUCUCGCAGUGCCAGGAGAUAUGCUCAACGAGCUGAACCAUUGACCAAGGAAAAGCUGUGAAUAUUUGAAUGUGAAUUGUGCCCUCUCUUUAGUGCUCAAAUGCGGUUUAUACACAUAAAUACUGGUCUGCAGCUUGCGUUUUUCUUUUGGAAUGUCUUUUUCACCUCAUUCCCUGUAGGAAUAACAUCUCCGAGGCUUCUUCGCGUGGGCAGUUAAAGGAGUAAAGAAACUGGAUGUUGUUAAUGAGAAGAGUUAUGUCAUUUACCAGUUGGUGUUCCUUAUCAAAGUUAAACUCAGGUGUAAUAAAAAAGUUACUGAUUCUUCUGGACCUCUUUCCAAGCUCCAUGGACAAACUAGGCUCAGUUGCCUUCAUGUACAUGUUGAAUGUUCUGUGAAUGAUUUUAGAUAAUGCAACACAAGGAAUAAAAGAUGGAUCUUCUGCUCCACUGGGAAACACCACACCUGGAGUGUUUUUAUGAGGUGGUGUUCACUUCAACUAAAACACAUUAUCCACUUAAGUUCUGGUGUUAUGCAUCCUUUUAAUGAUGAACCAACUUGAAGAUUGUCUUUGAUUUACAUAGACUGGCAGAGAACCCGGCUGCUCUAUUUGUUAUGCACUAGGAAUAGUCUUUCAUACUGGAAUUAGUGACCUUGGACUAAAAAUAGAUGUGUGCUUUGUGUGAGACUAAAUUCUACAACAUUUUCUUAAGUUGUCUCUUUAUCUAAUGUGUGUCUGAUUGUCUCUUAUUGAUGUGUCCUGCUAGUUUGAAUAUGCACAGAAUGAAUAAUCAGGUUUUAAACACUGGGAUAUACAUUUGUCACUUCUACACAGACUGGGGGGGGGGGGGGUUGGCAUGGUUUCAUUGAAGGCCGGUUUAUUGUUUGUUAUCUGAUGCCAUUCUUUAUUGGUCAUCUUAAAAUGUUUUGUUUUCACAUACUGGAAUGGAAAUUGAUAUUGUCACAAAAGACAACCAACUAGAGUUGUAGUGAUGAGAGAGCACAAAUUAGCCAUAAACCGGCUAGAUGUUCUCUUGUAAAAGCACCACUGUAGCUCCUUUUAUCAAAUGGGAAAAAUGUCAAUGUGUUCAUAUUUUACAUUAAUGCUUCCUCUUUUAAUUCAGUGUACUGAAUAUGUCCUCAGGUUGCAGUGGUUUUAAUACGGGUAUUGUAAAUGAAUAUUCAGUGAAAAAUAUGAAUUAAAUGUCACUGGAACUGUGGAAAUUAACCUCAAUUCAUCUUAAGCCAGUGAAUGAUCUUAACUGUGUGUGCGUGCGUGCGUGCGUGCGUGCGUGUGCGUGUGUGUGUGUGUGUGUGUGUGUGUGUGUGUUUCUCAGUAUAACUGCAAGUAACAGGAACAAAGCAAGCUGUUGUUGUGGUUAAUAGCAUUUGUCACACUGUUCUUUAAAAUCAUCUGGCAAUUUUUUUUUAUGCAUUAAAUGGGGUGUGCUGACUUGGAAUUGGAGGUUGUGCUUUAAAUUCAUUUUCAUAGGUCCUAUUACUGUUGUCCUGCACUAAAAAUUAUUAUUUUGAGUAUGUAAUAUGGAUUACACUCUUGGCUCAUCUGAACAAACCAUAAAAAAUCCAGCUUAUUUAUGAUAUAGCAGCAAGAAAAUCUACCUCAUUAAGCCAGAAUUUGGCACAUUCUCCAUUCCCUUCUUAGACACUCACAAAGAUAACUUGUUUGAUGUAUAGGUCUCUGUGGAACAGAAAUGGGCAUUUCCCAGUGGGCAUUUUCAAACCAGGAUGGGCAUUUUACAACCGCUUUACUCAUUGUGCCUACUACAUAGAGAUUCCCUACAUUCUUUGGAUAGUGGAAAAAACCCAUCCUGGUUUGGAAAUGCCCACUGAUAAAUACACACAGAUUCCCUACUUUCAUUGGAUAGUUUAAAAACGCCCAUCCUGGUUUGGGAAAACGUCUUACAGACACCCGUCUCAUUUUGUCACUUGCUUAUGUGUUUGUACUCUGAAUCCUUAAUAUGUCCACUUGUAAAACCAAACAAAUGAUCAUAAAUUUUUCAGUGCCAAGUUUGAACAUAAAACAUCUGCAUUCCACAUUUUGAAUGUUUGUGCGUUUCACCACCAUCACUGAAAUGAAGACAGUGUCCUAGUUUGACAAUUGAUGUUCAUGUUGUUGCUCUCAUUUAGAGUUGCGUAGGAUCCAAACUGAAGUCAGUGGAAAACCGGAUGUACAUCUUGUACAAAGGAUUUGUCUGAUAUUUGUGAUGCAUUUUCCCAGAAACCUGAGUGAGUGUAUCAUGUCUGGCUGUGAUAUUUUAACAGUAAAUAGUUUUUCCUGUACACGUCAAGUGUUACAUAUGUAUGAAUCAUGAAUGCUGUCUAACUUUUUUGUGUAAAUCUGUUUUUGUUCACCAGUGAAUUUCUAUCAUUUUAGUAAUGUCUUGUAAAUAUUGUCAUUUUCAGCUGUUCAAAUGUAAAGGGAUCAUUAAGUUGUAAUGGACUGCAAGAUUGUGUGGAGAUGUGUUUUAUUUUCUCUGUUUUCAUGUAUUCAUUGGUGGGUAAAAGAUGUCUCUCUUGAAAUCCAGUCUUCAAACAUCUCUGCUGUCAACUAUUCUGUCUGCACUAGUUCAGCAAAUAGUUGGUUAAAUGUGAAACAUAUUUAUUUGCUCUUUAGGUCUGUAAAUCUUUAAUAUAAACAUGCCCCCUCCUCCCCCCAAUUCAAUAGCAUGAUGGCAUUCAAAAGGACCUCUAAAACGUUCAUUUUUAUAUGAAGUUCUUACCUGACUGGCAAAUUAUUUUGGAAAUAGAAUUAUUUUCA